AUGAACGCUAUUACAGUGAGUCAAAUACAUCGAUCUUCCAUCUACAAGACCAAUUCUUCUUGUGCUUCUGUUUCGAAUAUCACUUGGUCAGGUGAUGUAUCGAUUCAAUCUUGUAUCUGGGAGUGCACUCAUCAAGAACAAUGUCAAACAGUUGUUUAUUAUCACGACAAUAAAACGUGUUUGUUAUUUCGCGGAGAUUGUCAAUCGGGUGAGAUCGUGUCAUCUGGAAAUAUUCGAGCAAGUGUUAUUUGUCACCGACGAAAUCAAGGAUCGAACAAUCAAUGCCCCACUCGAAAAUGGGUAAUGACUAAAAAUAUGAAUGUUUUACGACAUCAACAUACAGCAUCCAUAUUAUAUGAUGGAACAGCAGUACUAGUAGCUGGUGGAUACCAUAGUAGUUCUCUCAAGAGCGUUGAAUUGUAUAAUUCAUCGACAAAUUCUUGGACUGUGACUGGAAGUAUGAAUACCGGACGACAUAAACAUACGGCAUCCGUACUCUCCAAUGGAACACUACUGGUGGUCGGUGGAUAUAAUGGGAAUUGUAUAAACAGUGCUGAGUUGUAUGAUGCAUCAAAAGGUAAUUGGUCAAUGAUUGAAAAUAUGGUUGUUGCACGGCGAUUUCAUACAACAUCGAUACUAUCAAAUGGAAUAGUAUUGGUAGCUGGUGGGCAGGGUAAUAAUAGUGAUGCCCUUAACAGUUCUGAAUUAUAUUGA
Molecule: messenger RNA, 714 nt
Organism: Adineta ricciae
Lineage: Eukaryota; Metazoa; Rotifera; Eurotatoria; Adinetida; Adinetidae
Source: the annotation of a GenBank genome assembly